CUUCGCGGCGUCAUCCUCUCGGCGGCCGUGGCGGCGAAGGCGACGGCGCGUUAAGAUACUCACAGGGGCGGCCCGUAUCCCUCCGCCGCCGGCGCGGUCCGGCCCUCCCUCCCCUAGCCCGCCAAUCCCCGCGCCUCCCGACCUGCCCGUCGGCCUGGGCCCACCCCGCGCUCCGGCGGUCCCACCCCGGCGGCGCCGCCCGCCCGUCCGCCCGCGCGUCCCUCCGUCCACCUGCAGCAGGCAGUCCCUCUGGCUGUCCGACGGAGCGGCGCCGGCAGAGCCCGAGGCCUGGGCUCUUGCUCCCCGGCGGAGGGAUCCGCGGCGGCUGAGGAGGCGGCGCUGAGAUUAGGUGGAAGAGGCAGCUACGGCGGCGGCGGCGGUAGCGGCGGCGGCGGCUCGGACGGCAGCGCAUAAAGGGGCCGCCGCCGGGUGAUGCGGUGACCGCUGCGGCAGGCUCAGGAGCCAAGUGGGCCCCGGCCCUCAGUUCGUCCUGCCGGACCCGCGCUCCCGAACUCCCCAUCUUCUCCGGCCGACCCGCGAUCACCGAGGCGGCCUCGCGCCCCCUCGCCCCUUCCCCGUCCCUCCCCUGUCCCCGUCCCCGCCCCGGGGGCCACCGCCACCCGCCUCCCACGAUGGCUCUGAAGAGAAUCCACAAGGAAUUGAAUGACCUGGCACGGGACCCCCCAGCACAGUGUUCAGCAGGUCCUGUUGGAGAUGAUAUGUUCCAUUGGCAAGCUACAAUAAUGGGGCCAAAUGACAGUCCCUAUCAGGGUGGAGUAUUUUUCUUGACAAUUCAUUUCCCAACAGAUUACCCCUUCAAGCCACCUAAGGUUGCAUUUACAACAAGAAUUUAUCAUCCAAAUAUUAACAGUAAUGGCAGCAUUUGUCUUGAUAUUCUCCGGUCACAGUGGUCUCCAGCACUAACUAUUUCAAAAGUACUCUUGUCCAUCUGUUCUCUGUUGUGUGAUCCCAAUCCAGAUGAUCCUUUAGUGCCUGAGAUUGCUCGGAUCUACAAAACAGAUAGAGAAAAGUACAACAGAAUAGCUCGGGAAUGGACUCAGAAGUAUGCGAUGUAAUUAAAGAAAUUAUUGGAUAACCUCUACAAAUAAAGAUAGGGGAACUCUGAAAGAGAAAGUCCUUUUGAUUUCCAUUUGACUGCUUUCUAUGAGCCCACGCCUCAUCUUCCCCUGUGCACAUGUUUACCUGAUACAGCAGUGCUGCGUGUUGUACAUACUUGGAACAACAAACUAGAAAUACUGUACUUCUGUACCAACAUUGCCUCCUAGCAGAGAAGUGUGUGUGUGACAAGCCAGUUCUCCAGGCGUAACCUAGGUGUGAGACUAAAAGUUUUCCUUAUUGACUUAAAUUUGGAUAACGGCAAGGUGAGGGGUGGUGGGUAUGGUGUGUGCUUGGAUGGGGAAGAAAAGCUCCACUGACCUGUAGGAGAUUGUUUUUAAGUGGAAUCCUUUUAAACUCAGAACAGUUAUGAAAAGCAAGGCGAAGAACACGAAGCUGUUUCUGUAUUCAUUUUUUUCCGAAGGACCUACGUCUUAGGUGAAAGUUAUGACCAACCAGAUUAAACUCUACCCACAUCCUGUAUUUUAAGGUCUAAGUUUAACUGGUCAACAUUUAAAUGGAUUGGAGCUAUUAGUACAUAAAGUGUGAUGGGCUUUGGUCCCACAUCUUUUGCAUCUCCCCACCCUUCAACCUUUGUCCUUUCAGCCCCUUUCUCUCUCCCACAUUCUUUGGUUUGUAUGUGGUUUCUCAGUUAAUACAUAGCUAAUAGCUCUUAUUUUUCUUAUGUUUUUAACUGCUUAGGUCUAUCUGGAUGUAAGGGUGAAAAUUCAUUUGAUGGAAAUACUUGUGUAUAUUUAAAGACCCAAUUGCUCCUCUGGAGCUUGUACGUUCAAGAAUGAUUAAUCUGUGUAAUAAACUGAUUACUACAGUCAUUACAUAUAAUUUUGUGUGAAUAGGCUUUUUGAUUUUAAGAACUUUGUCUAGCAGAGAUUAGUGGUGGGUUUUCCCCCCAUCCCUAAAAUGUUUUCAUUUAUACUGGUUGCAUUUCAAAAUCAUGAAACAAUUCCAGUUUACAUAGUCAAAAGGAUAUCUUGAAAGUAAUUUUACUGAAAAAGAUAAGGGCAUAAGCUUAAAAGCAUUUCCAUGAAACUUACAUGUGCAGUAUUCCAGGAACAUGACUGUUAAACUAAAUAAGAAAUCUGCUUUAUUAAUGAAACUAAGCUGCAUUUCACCAAAACCUUGUGACAUUCCCUUGGUACAUAGGACAUGAAAGAAAGGCAUUGCUAUUUGGUAAGUUAAGCUUCUGUGAUUGUGAUUGUAAAAGAGCAACAUUGACCAAACCUGGGAAACAUGAGCACAAUCUUGUAUUGGAGAGUCUACAUAAUUACUUUGCACUGACAUUGCAGGAUAUUCAUCCAAUUUUAAAUUGUACUGUAUGUGGCUUUUGAAGUCUUCCCUUGACUCUAGUAAAUUGUAGUUUGAAACUUGUAAACAAAUGUGUUUGCCAGAAACAUCAUUCAUGUGAACUAGGUAAGUUACCUUUUUUUCCCCUCCUUCUCCUAAUCUAAUUGUAAACCAGGCCAGCCUGAAGGCCAUGGCUGAUGCUCUCUAGCCAUCAGGUUCUUUCAGAUGCAUCUUUACACUCUUGCACAAAAACUGAGGAAUAAAUGUCCACUGCUUUUGGUUUUAAA
Messenger RNA from Odobenus rosmarus divergens (Pacific walrus), 2708 nucleotides. RefSeq names its product ubiquitin-conjugating enzyme E2D 2 (gene UBE2D2). NCBI's taxonomy places the organism in Eukaryota, Metazoa, Chordata, Mammalia, Carnivora, Odobenidae. Gene Ontology annotation, cellular component: nucleus. Bases 633 to 1076 code for a protein of 147 amino acids. Gene Ontology annotation, molecular function: ubiquitin conjugating enzyme activity. The record is from RefSeq and is a predicted model, not a curated record. Gene Ontology annotation, biological process: ubiquitin-dependent protein catabolic process; protein K48-linked ubiquitination. The transcript is spliced from 7 exons.